UCUCGGUGACACAAACGCUCGUAACGCCGGCAGCUUUUAAACUGCUCUUCUCAUUCCAUUCGAGGCGGCAGUGGAGGAGCCGAGCUCACAGAGACGGGAUAACGGGACUCUCCACGGUACUCAAAGAUUUGAACAUCUGAUAGGUCACGUUUGCGUCUUCAGAUUUUGAUUGAUAUUUUUUCCCAGCAGCACAGCAAAGCAGAGAGGCAUGGAGGGAGGAAGCAUGAAUGAAAAAUAAACUACAGCUACACAAAGGAAUCUGAGUAGAGGCAAGAUUUAGGCAAAACAGAGGAACAGAGGGGUAGACGAAAGCAAGGUCUGGAGAGGAGGAACGAGGUCAGGCGAAGAGUUAAGGAGGAGAGGAACAGAGAUAUAGAACCGAGAAGACGUCUGAGAAGGAAUGAGAGAAUGAGAAUACCCUCAUCUUAAGUGGACCAACGAAUGGGCACACAUAAACAUCCGAACCCCUGCAAGCUUAACAGACAGAACUGAAGGAUAGACAAACUGACACCUUAAAAACCUCUCACACACACACACCAGCACACACAGAGGAGUUGUGGGCUCACAUAAAUGGCUGACAAACAGAUCAGUUUGCCUGCCAAGUUAAUAAAUGGUGGAGUUGCUGGGCUGAUUGGUGUCACCUGUGUGUUUCCCAUUGACCUGGCCAAGACCCGCUUACAGAACCAGCAGAAUGGCUCUCGCCUCUAUACCAGCAUGUCAGAUUGCCUUAUCAAAACCAUUCGGUCAGAAGGAUACUUUGGGAUGUAUAGAGGGGCUGCGGUGAACUUAACUCUCGUUACUCCAGAGAAAGCCAUAAAGCUGGCAGCCAAUGAUUUCUUCAGAUUCCACCUUUCCAAGGACGGGCAGAAGCUCACGUUGCUCAGAGAAAUGCUGGCAGGCUGUGGUGCAGGUACAUGUCAGGUCAUUGUUACAACGCCGAUGGAGAUGCUGAAAAUCCAGCUGCAAGACGCAGGGAGAAUUGCUGCUCAGAGGAAGCUGAUGCCACAGGCUGUAGCCCCUGGUGGUCCAGUAGAAGUGAAGUCCCCAACAGCCAUGCAGCUCACACGGGAACUGCUGAGGGAAAAAGGCAUAGCUGGUCUCUAUAAAGGGCUUGGAGCCACACUGCUCAGGGAUGUUCCUUUCUCAAUCAUCUACUUCCCUCUGUUUGCUAAUCUCAAUAACCUGGGCAAGAAGGGGGCAGAGGGGCCUGCUCCAUUCUACGUCUCCUUCAUAUCAGGCUGCAUCGCUGGCAGCACGGCUGCUGUGGCCGUCAACCCUGUAGAUGUGAUUAAAACCAGGUUACAGUCUCUAACACGUGGCAGUCAGGAGGACACAUACAGCGGAGUGACUGACUGCAUCAGGAAGAUUCUGCGGAACGAGGGUCCAUCUGCCUUCCUGAAGGGGGCGUACUGCCGUGCUCUUGUCAUCGCUCCGCUCUUCGGCAUUGCCCAGGUGGUUUACUUCCUGGGCGUGGGUGAAUUCAUCCUCGGCUUCUUGCCCAAACGGAACAACUAACCAGUCAGAUCUGCUUUCUGCCUUCCCAUCUGCACACACGCUGCACCAGUCAGACCUCGUCCCUUCCCCCCCUUCACAUCUCCUCUGCUCGCGUCACCUGAGGACCACGUGAUGUGAGACCACGUUAGUUUUGUUUGUUUGUAUGUUUGUGAGGUUUUGUUAAAGUAGGUGUACAUUUCUAUAUGAAUGUGGUGAUCAUGAGGAGCUGAGAGGGGUUCAGAGGGAGUGGUUGCCAAGAUAGUCCUCAGCUGAGGCUCAGGCCACAUAACGUUCUCAUUUAUGAGCCCCAUCAUUUCUGAAAUGAAAGCAUCAUUGCUGUUUUAGUAAUUGAUUUGAUUAUAUGGUUUGUGGAGAUUCAUAUCAAGUCUCUUUUGACUCAAGAUAUUUAUUGCCCAGUUUAUGUUCACUGUGUCUGUUGUGACAAUAUGGAAAAUAAUGACUUUGUUAGGUAUGAGGUAGAUUACUAAAUGGACUUGAUGGAGGUGUAAUCUUGAAUUUAACUUCUGGAACAGACAGAAAUGUAUAUGCUGUUUGAGAACCUUGACUGGAUUAGCUGCUUUUCACAAUCCCCGUUGGAAUGUCUGGCCGUGAAUGACCUCCGGACAGUGUUUGUGUGAGGAUUUGCAGGUUGGUGUGUGAGGCAAAAGCUGUUUACAGUCCCAGACUGACUGCAUGUCUGGGUAAACAUGCUCACAUACUGAGUUCAGUGUCUGAUGGUUAGAGUUGGUAGCACCUCCCUUGCCAUCUCCCACUACAGCAAUUACAGGUUACAUAUCAUAGAGAGAAGAGCUGAUUGAAUAAUCUAAAAGCAGGCAUCAACUGUGGCAUUAUGGCUUUUCAUAUGACAUUGAAGGAGCAAUUUGUAGCAGUUUCCAGUUUUGCUUGUUAGUUGUAAUACUGCUGCAUUUACAGGCCAUCAUUCAGUACCACUAUGUGAAGGGCUGAUUUCUUCUGCUGUGUGUUCUAGAUCCAGGUGCUUCCUCCCUUGAGACUUACUUCCUUGCAGAGUAACCUCUGCUCCACUGCACCUGGAUAAGUGCUGAUUACUGGAGAGCCAUUUAUAUAAUGGACAAGUACUGUGUGUUACUAGGUUGCAAAUGUGAUGAUUAUGGAGUUGUUUUGCCCUCUGCAAACACAGAAAAUGCCCCGUCAUUUUUGAAUGUGUGUUUGUGAAUGUUGCAUUUGCUUUGAUUGUCAUAGAUCUGUCUUCAUGAGUUGGUAGAUCUUCACAAACGUCCUUAUUUUCUCAGUGUGAUAUGUCUCAUUACAGUAAUUCCAGUUGCUGCUAGCAGGCUUUUGAGUAAAGGACAAAGCCUAUAGAAGGAUGCUGCAUGCUGAGCCAUCCCUUUGUAUCACCGAGUAACACAGUGACAAAAGUGUCUAAUCUCAUCAUCCUUAUGUAACAGUGAUUUUAAAAAUUUUCCUUUGGAUCGAAAUGGAAACUGCUACUUAAUGCGCCUUUAAUUUGAUUUAACAAACCCAUCAUACUUCCAUCAUUCCAGCCUUUGAGCUUGUAAAUAUAGUAACAUGUCUUUACACUGUUCUUCAGUGGUGGCUGUUGGCAGUGGUUUAAAGCCCCAGUCAGGAGUCACUGCAGCUUGCUGGCCAGUUAUUAAUACUGCAGCAACAAAGGCUUUCAAAUAAUAGCAGUGGUUCCUGGGGGGUGGAUGUGGCACUGUUUCGGCUAUUUCUGACUGAAGCUUUAGAACAUGGUGCUAUAGAGCGGAGAGGGUUCAAUCCAGAGUCCUGGGGGACCCCCACCAGUCCACAUCUUUGUUAUGUUCCAAUUCCUAAUGCACCUGAGCCAGGUAAUCAGCAUUCUACAGCCUCAGUGACCUGGCUGAGGUGUGUUUGGAGCUGGCGGGUGGUCCCUGAGGAAUGGAUUGAAAACAGCUGCUAUAGAGGAUGGUUGGAGUAUGGAAUAUUCUCAGUAUCUGUCUCCCUCUCCAGUGUCCACAAACUGAACUGCCAUUUAGAUUAGUGUCACUUUAUUCCAACAGACAGAAGAACUUCAUGAAGGCCAAAUAAAUGCAGAAGAUGAGUGUCAGGUAGCUCCUCCUUACCAAUGAAGUAAUGAUCAUGCUCAUUAAUUGCCUUUGUUUUUCCUUUUGAGAUUUUCAUUUCAUAUCUAAGCAUUGUAUGUAUGUGGUGGACCAUGGCGUGUCAUUGGCUGGUGAAAGAUGAAGGUGACUUUGAAGAGUGAUGUCCAAUCACCUGCUCUCUUUAUUCAAUGUGUAGUAAUAAGGGCAAAAGCACAUGAUGAGUGAUGUUCCUAGGCGUUCUUAUCUGUUGAGAGUGAAAGCGUAUUUAUCAAGAUUCCUUAUGACUAUAUAUAUAUAUAUACAGUAUAUAUACAUAUAUCUAUAUAUUUGUAUCAGUUGUUUUAUUGGUGUCUGUACGUUCACUGUCGAUUACUGUAUGAUGUACAUUUGCAGAUUAUAUGAAUUCUGUUUUUUUUAUAUUGUUAUUUGAUGGCUUAUUUUGCACACUUACCUCCCCCUCCUCUUGCUCUGUUAUUAUUUUUUUUAUUGAUAGUUGAAUCCAGGAACACUAAAUCUGAAAGAGGGCACUAUAAAUAAAGGAGAACUGUCUGAAGUUUACAAGGAAGUAUUUGCCACAUUUGGAGCAGCAGACUGGCGUCUGGGAAUCGAAACAUUCUGUUGUCUCCUAAUGAAAGUAGCAGACUUCCUCGUGAAACUUUUUUUCUUCUUACUUAGUCCCAAGCUGUGCAGUUUCAGCAUGAUAAUCCAAAUUUUAAGAGCCCUCCUGCUGGAUAGAAGAAGUGCUGAUUAUGUGCUGACAAGUAUUAUGCAGCGUUAGGAUAUCUGCGCAGUGGUUAGCGAGAGAUAAGGCAUAUAUAUGCAAUGAGAAGCAUCUGUAGCUCAAACAAGGCACUGAGGCUUUGCUUGACUCUCUCGCUUGGUGAGAGCCUAUUUCAUAACUGCCAAACAAAACCUUGACCAAAUCACUGCACGGACAACCUUCGCUUCUAAGGCCUGCUGCAAGCCUACCUCUCUAGAGAUUAGCCAGUGAGCAUCCAUGUGCUUGUAGAUGUACAGGAAAAAGCCAUUUUAAGCAGAGGUUUUUGCUGCAGGAAGUCAGAAUUGGAAACUAGAAAUUUGUUUACGUGGACCUGAUUCCCCAAUGUUAGCUAGCUAGCCUUGAUUCAUUGCCUGUUAGCAUUAGCAAAAGUGUCCUGCUAGCCUUAGCCUCAUCCUUUUAGACUUUUUAAGACGGGGUGCCUGACCCUCAUCCUGGUCAUCUGUGACCCUGCAGAGUUUUGCUCCAAUCCAAAUCUAACAUGAUUCAGUUACUGAAGGUGUUCAGGUCAGGAUAUCAAAGCCGAUUGUGUUGAAACUAGAGAUGGCAUGACCACUUUUUCUCUUCUCAUACCGAGACCGAUAUUGAAACUGUCAUUACCAAGAAUUUAUUUUCUUUAAAAAAUACUAAGCUUUAAAAUGAGCUAUGUUCAAUUGAAACACUUCCCUUUAAACUGCAAUGUGUAAAAUUUUUUUGUAAAAAUUAAAAGGGCAGCAUUACUGAGUUAAGUCUGAAAUAAUGAUUCAGAGUCAAAUAUGUUGGGUCGGAUUUCGCAAGAGUUUUUGGGACCAUAUCAUACGUCUUUAUGUAUUUAUGUCACAUACACACUCAAAGAGAAGACAUGGCUCGAUGUUUAGUUUUCUAAUGCAAAAUCAACACUAUACUGAAGAAGGUGUGAUGACGGUAAUAGGUAAUUCAGUCACAUCAUCAGAAGACACAUCCUUCACUAAGUUUUGACUGAGUUUUCUUUCAAACGACAGAUUAAUCUGCUCUUAAAGUUAUAUAGUGCAGCUUUAAAAUGAGAAUUAAAAUGUAGGCUAUCAUACUCUACUACCCCACAGGAAGACAUGGAAAGCAAACAACAUCACAUCACAUAACUUUAGGACAGAUUUGUAACAGGACUGGAACAGAUUGAUUCUUUUCUCUCUCCGAUAUCCGAUCCAGCAUUUUCCGCUAAUUUCGGCCCAAGACCGAUACCCACCAAUACCGGCAUGCUGUCUCUAGUUGAAGCUAAACUCUCCAGGGCGUGAUGCAUGGUUGGGGAUCCCUGUCUUAAGACACUUCUUUAGACGAGAAUCAGUUUCACAGUGGGUUUAUUUAUUUACACUACAGUUCCAGGGUCGGCUGUUUGAGCUGAGCCGAUAGAAACCGUCUACUGGGAAAAAAGAUUGUUUACAUCUGUCUCCUUCUUGCUGAGCUUUUGUCAUGUGUUUCUUCUCAGUCUGGGCUUUACACCUGUUUGAACACAUGACAAAUCUCACUCUAGUGGCUUCAUGACCCGGUCUCUUUGACUGUGCCCUUGCUCUCCACGUUUGCCUUUUGCUUCUUCUCCCAGCUGUGUACUUGUUUUCUUUUUCUCUGCACAUUCCCACUGUUCUUUUUUUGUUUUCAUUGUUCACAUAAUUGUGAUUGCUCUUAUUGUUUCUGUUAUCUUUUGCUUUUUAUUCUAUAUCUAUUUCUAUUUCUGUUUCGAAUUGUGCUAUUUUGAGAACUCUGGUUUUAAUUGUGACAAUGUCAGAUUGUUUUAUCAGCUGUGAACUUUGACUGUAAUGUGGAAAAUGGUGGUGUAUUGUGUGGGGUUGUGUACGGUUCGUGUGCGUGCGUGUGUUUAUAUGUAUGUGUGUGUAUGUGUGCGUGCGUGUGUGUGACUGUGUAGUGCAUUUCUUUUUUUGUCACUGUAAUGCUGAAUUGUAAGCCCCCCGACUAUCUCACCAUCUCCUCUCCUGUGUCUCCUAUCUGUCCUCCUUUUGACUGGAAUAGAAAGAGGCGGAGGAGACGGAGACAUAAACACCAAAAAUAACAUUUAUUUACAAUCGAAACAAAGCAAGAAGCACAAAGAAUGAUCAGGCACAACCACUACACUGCACACUGCACUACACACAUGCACUCUAAUAGCCUCUUGGUAACGUAUAGACCUUAUAAUCCUGACAUAAAUAACUAGAUUACUGUAGUAUGGCACUAGUAGUUCUAUUUUUUUUUUUCAUAGCACAGCCUAUAAAUGUAUUGCUUACUUAUUUUAAAUGUUAUGACAAACCAGAGAAUGUACCUUUGAAUACUAUGACUAAUGUUGAAAGAUAGGAAAUGUUUUUCAUUGAGUAGUUUAUAUGUAAGGUAUAAGAUUUGACCUCAUGUCAUGUCUGUAAGAGAAAUAUGUAUAAAAUAUAUGACAACCAGCUUAUCUAUAUGCAAUAAAGAAGAGACAAACACAAUACAUAGCAGCAGUAACCCACUACUAUAUAACACAGCUUUUACUGAUUAUAUUGAAGGCCGUAGAACUCCCACAACUCAUAGCGCUUUCGUUCUCUUCCUCCAAGAGGAACAGUGCAAUGAAGCACUUUAAAACACUUACAUACAUACACGCACACACACACAAAGUUCUUGAAGUUCAUGUCUCUCUGUGAUGGGGAGAUGUGUGUGAAAACACUUGAGUGUGAAAGCUAUGAAACUGAAAUACUGCAGUCGUCUUAGUCAUUGUUUACCAUGCAGAACGUGAAGACAGUCCAAAUGUUGCAUUCCUUGUCACAGAUUGUUGUUCAAUAAACUUUUAUCAUGAGGACCUUG
Colossoma macropomum (tambaqui) is the source of this 7116-nucleotide messenger RNA. RefSeq names its product solute carrier family 25 member 22a (gene slc25a22a). Lineage: Eukaryota; Metazoa; Chordata; Actinopteri; Characiformes; Serrasalmidae. The record is from RefSeq and is a predicted model, not a curated record. Gene Ontology annotation, biological process: malate-aspartate shuttle; L-glutamate transmembrane transport; aspartate transmembrane transport. The coding region runs from base 571 to 1515 and encodes 314 amino acids. The transcript is spliced from 13 exons. Gene Ontology annotation, molecular function: L-glutamate transmembrane transporter activity; L-aspartate transmembrane transporter activity.